Molecule: messenger RNA, 1254 nt
Organism: Dermatophagoides pteronyssinus (European house dust mite)
Lineage: Eukaryota; Metazoa; Arthropoda; Arachnida; Sarcoptiformes; Pyroglyphidae
Product: polyprenol dehydrogenase-like
Source: RefSeq, a predicted model, not a curated record
GUUACUGUUAUUGUUAAUUAAAAGAGAUUGAAAAAAAACCAUGUUGGCCAUUAAUGAUUAUAAAUUUUGGCUAUUAAUGUAUCGUAUAUUUCCAAAAAAUAUUAUCGAUACAGUAUUUACGAUAAUAACAGCCAUACAACUUUAUUUACUUGGUGCACGUUAUGUUCUUAAAGAAAUACAUCGAAAAUUAUCAUCAAAAGUAAGAAAAUUAUCCGCCAAUGAACCAGAUAUACCAGAUGAUUUAACUGAUUAUGUUGCCGUUGUAACUGGUGGUUCACGUGGUAUUGGUCUUUCAGCGGCUAAAGAUUUAUAUCGUCGUGGUUGUAUUGUAAUUGUAACAUCAUCGGCAUCAAGCCAAAUGGAAAGAGAUAAAAUGGCUGAAGAAGCAAAAGAAUCGGUAAAACCAACAAAUAAUAGUGGUAAUAUACUUGUAUGGCCAAUCGAUUUUCGUGAAAUGUCAAGCGUUUUUGAUUUUGUUGCACGUUUUAAUAAAGAAUAUGGUAGUCUUGAUAUUUUAAUCAAUAAUGCUGGUGUUAUGUUUGUGGAUAAAAAUUUUACAUCCGAUGGUUUUGAAUAUCAUUAUCAGAUUAAUUAUUUAAGUCAUGUAUUACUUACAUGGUUAUUAUUGCCUGCAUUGAAUAAAGCAGAUAAAAAAGGACCAGCACGUGUUGUUAAUGUAUCAUCAUCAACACAUUAUCCACGUUGUGCAUUUCUUGAUGAUCUACAAUCACAAAUAACACCAUAUUCAGCAUUCCAUGCAUAUGCACAAUCUAAAUUAUGUCAAAUUAUGUUUACAUAUUAUAUGGCUAAUUGGUUACGUAGUGAUGUUGGCCAAUCAUAUCGUGUAUUGAUUAAUUGUUUACAUCCAGGUGUUGCAAUGACUGGUCUUUAUCAAUAUGUUUGGUGGGUACGAUUAUUUCCUUGGCUAGCAUCAUUUCUAUUUCGUACGGCUGAUGAAGGUGCCGAAACGGUCAUUUAUUGUGCAUUAUCAACUGAAGUUGAAUCCAGUGGCUAUUAUUAUGAAGAUUGUUCAUCAUUACGUUCAUCAAAAUUUUCAAUGAAUAAAAUCUAUCAGAAUCGUUUGGCCGAUUUAACUCGUAAACAAUUGGCUAAACUUAUUGAAAAAUAUAAUCAAACAUAUCCCGAAUAUAAAGUACCACAGAUAUUGGCCUAUUAAUUACUUAUUGAUAAUCACACUGAAAAACCAUUCCAAAAUUUUUAUUAUUAUUAUUCCAUGACUAAUGAAGUUGUUUC